CAUGCUGUGGUCAGCUUGCAGACUGCAUGAGCUGGGCCCCCGCACAACAUCCUGUGCAUUGCCAGCAUCACUGGGGCGGUGCUCCCAACAGCAGAAGCAGCACCAUGUCACCCACGUUCGUCAGUCUGGAGUGUCUUGGGUUCUUCUUGGUCCAGGGGAUCUGGGCACAUGCGGGUGGUCACCACAAGCCCUCCCUGUCUGCCCGGCCAAGCCCUGUGGUGCCUCAAGGAAAUCACGUGAGUCUUCGGUGUCACUCUCAUCCUGGGUUUAACAUGUUCAGGCUGUACAAGGAAGACGGGGCCCACGUCCCUGAGCUCCGGAGCAGAAUAUUCCAGAGCAACUUCCUCAUGGGGCCUGUGACCGCAACACACGCAGGGACCUACAGAUGUCAUGGAUUUUACCUUUCCUCCACCUCUAUGUGGUCAGCACUCAGCGACCCCCUGGUGAUCGUGGUCACAGGAGUCUACAGAAAACCUUCCCUGUUGGCCCACCCAAGUCCCCUGGUGAACUCAGGAGGGAAUGUGACCCUACAGUGUGUCUCAGAAAUUGUCUUCGAGAGCUUCAUUCUGAUUCUGCACAGAGAGGGGGAAACCGAGGACCCCUUGCGCCUUGUUGGGAAGCUCCAUGAUGGAUGCUCCCAGGCCAACUUCUCCAUGGGUCCUGUGACACCUGCCCAUGCAGGGACCUACAGAUGCUACGGUUCUGCCAAUCACUCCUCCUAUGAAUGGUCAGCUCCCAGUGACCCCCUGGACAUCGUGAUCACAGGUCUACACAGGAAACCUUCCCUCUCAGUCCAGCGGGGCCCCAUGGUGAGGUCAGGAGAGAACGUGACCUUGUCCUGCAGCUCCGAGAUCCCAUUUGACGUGUACCAUCUAUGCAGGGAGGGGGAGGCCUGUGGCCACAGGCUCCCUACAGUGCGGAGCCACCACGGUGCAUUGGGGGCUGACUUCCCUGUGGGCCCUGCAACCUGCGGAGGGACCUACAGAUGCUAUGGCUCUGUCAGGGACUCUCUCUAUGAGUGGUCGGCCCCGAGUGACCCCCUGUUCCUUUGUGUCACAGGAAACUCUUCAACUAGUCGCCCUCCCCCCACAGAACCCAGCUCCAACACUGGUGACCUGUGGCACCUGCAUGCUCUGAUCUGGCCCUCAGUGGUCAUCGUCCUCCUUGCCAUCCUCCUCUUCUUCCUCAUCCAUCGCAGGUGCUCUGCUCAGAAGAGUGCUGCUACGAUGGACAGAGAGCCCGAGGUGGACAGAACAGGGAACUGGGAGGACUCCAAUGGACAAGACCCAGAGGAAGUGACAUACGCACAGUUGGAUCAUCAGAUUUUCACACAGAAGAAAAUCACUCCCACUUCCCAGAGGCCCAAGGAACCCUCAGUGGACACCACUGUGUACGUGGAACUCGCAAAAUGCUAA
Molecule: messenger RNA, 1415 nt
Organism: Propithecus coquereli (Coquerel's sifaka)
Lineage: Eukaryota; Metazoa; Chordata; Mammalia; Primates; Indriidae
Product: natural cytotoxicity triggering receptor 1-like
Exons: 9
Coding region: 27-1415 (462 amino acids)
Source: RefSeq, a predicted model, not a curated record